This is a messenger RNA of Anguilla rostrata (American eel), 3354 nucleotides long. Its product is annotated as solute carrier family 22 member 15-like. The transcript has 4 exons. Bases 256 to 837 code for a protein of 193 amino acids. Lineage: Eukaryota; Metazoa; Chordata; Actinopteri; Anguilliformes; Anguillidae. The record is from RefSeq and is a predicted model, not a curated record.
AGAUAUUUCAGUGGGUUCAUAGAUCUGCCUCAGGCUCUUUCAGUCUUCUUUGUAAGGUGCUGGGGUAUGAUGAUGUUGAGCCACACCCAUUUUCACAAAGCACCAUUGAUGAUCCUAAUUUGCACUAAAUCGAGACUGGGCCUUGUCCAUGUUGUGUGUAGGGCUGAAUGGCUGAAUGACUGAAUGGCUGAUUCUGAGCUGAUGAGACUGGGCCUUGUCCAUGUUGUGUGUAGGGCUGAAUGGCUGAAUGGCUGAAUGGCUGAUUCUGAGCUGAUGAGACAGGGUCUUGUCUGUGUUGUGUGCGGGGCGGGGCGGAGAGGAGCUCUGUGUGGGUUUCUAUGGGUGGGAGGAGCAGCCAGCUUGAUCAUUGCUCUUCUGCUUCAGAGGCAAGACACCAGGCUGUUUGUGGUGGUGACCUCGCUGCUGGGAAAGGCAGCCAUCAGCUCGGCUUACAGCAUCCUGUUUAUUAUCACGUCUGAGCUCUACCCCACUGUCCUCAGGAACACCAGGAUGGGUGUGUGCUCCAUGGCCUCCCGAAUUGGGGGACUCCUCGCACCCUUUGUCCCAUCUCUGAAGAGUGUGCAUCUGGUUCUGCCGUUUGUGGUGUUCGGUGCUGCUGCGGUCUCUUCGGGCAUGCUCAAUCUGGUCCUUCCUGAGACUCUUCACCAGACGCUGCCAGACGGCCUAUCAGACCUGCACAUUACUUCUGGGAAUGUGGCCUACAACAAACUAGAGGUCAGAGUUGAGACCCUGCCGCAAGUAGGCAAUGACAGUGUGAGUACCAGAGCCAAUCAGAAAUCAGCAUCACAUCACAUGGGCAGUACCAUAUCAAAAUGAAAACCAUGAAAGUUGAUGUCAUUGGUGUGGCUGAGGAGACGGCCCUCAUGGGGAAUCACACUAUCAACUGAUAUCACUCUGUGCUGCUGAAUCACUAUCAGCUGAUAUCACUCUGUGCUGCUGAAUCACACUAUUAACUGAUAUCACUCUGUGCUGCUGAAUCACACUAUGGGCUGAUAUCACUCUGUGCUGUUAAAUCACACUAUCAGCUGAUAUCACUCUGUGCUGUUAAAUCACACUAUCAGCUGAUAUCACUCUGUGCUACUGAAUCACACUAUCAGCUGACAUCACUAUGUGCUGCUAAAUCACACUAUCAGCUGAUAUCACUGCUGCUGAAUCACACUAUCAGCUGAUAUCACUGUGCUGCUAAAUCACCCUAUCAGCUGAUAUCACUCUGUGCUGCUAAAUCACUGUCAGCUGAUAUCACUGUGCUGCUGAAUCACACUAUCAGUUGAUAUCACUGUGCUGCUGAAUCACACUAUCAGCUGAUAUCACUGUGCUGCUGAAUCACACUAUCAGCUGAUAUCACUGUGCUGCUAAAUCACUAUCAGCUGAUAUCACUGUGCUGCUGAAUCACACUAUCAGCUGAUAUCACUCUGUGCUGCUAAAUCACUAUCAACUGAUAUCACUGUGCUGCUAAAUCACACUAUCAGCUGAUAUCACUGUAGUGCAUUGUUGAAUUCCCCUGCAGGGUUAAAUGUGGUCAGAUCUACCUUUAACCCCCUACAGCGAAACUCAGAGGUGCUGGUAAGAGCACUUAUUGUAAAAUUGGGAGAUGGUUGUGACGUCCCGUGGAUGCCUGGUCCAGUGCUCACACCCAGAACCCCCUGGCCAUCCUAAUUCUACCUAACCCCGAUGGGACGUCCCACCACCACACACCCCAGGUCCUGCUCAGCCGAGGCUGGAACCUGCGAGCGUGAGGACCAGCUGAUCUGGUGCCCAGGUGGGCCCAGGUUAAAGGCGUGGCUUUAGUACUCUAUGCACGACUGAAGUGUCUUUACUGAACUGUUACAGCACAUUUCUGUGCUGUGGAAUAAGCCUGUUACAGUGAUUUGAAGAUGGUGUGGUGUGCCACAUUAUUUUUGUAUCUUGAAUAGAGAUAAAGAGCUUAUUGGAAAAGACUUUGCAGAGUGGCCUGUCCUCAUGUUAAAGUUCUCUUAUAUAUUAUAGUUCUCUUACUGAAUGAUUGGCAGAAGUCCUGUAAAUCCUGUUGCCCUGGAGACCCUGGGAAUUUUGUAAAAUGGAUGCUGUGUAAUUGGUGGCGGUUUUGGAAAAUGGAUGCCGUGUUACUGGUGGCGGUUUUGUAAAAUGGAUGCUGUGUUAUUGGUGGCGGUUGUGUAAAAUGGAUACUGUGUUAUUGAUGGGAGUUUUGUAAAAUGUAUGCUGUGUUAUUGGUGGCGGUUUUGUAACAUGGAUGCUGUGUUAUUGGUGGCGAUUUUGUAAAAUGGAUGCUGUGUUAUUGGUGGCGGUUUUAUAAAAUGGAUGCUGUGUUAUUGGUGGGAGUUCUGUAAAAUGGAUGCUGUGUUAUUGGUGGGAGUUUUGUAAAAUGGAUACUGUGUUAUGAUGGCAGUUUUGUACAAUGGAUGCUGUGUUAUUGGUGGCGAUUUUGUAACAUGGAUGCUGUGUUAUUGGUGGCGAUUUUGUAAAAUGGAUGCUGUGUUAUUGAUGGGAGUUUUGUAAAAUGGAUGCUGCGUUAUUGGAGGGAGUUUUGUAAAAUGGAUGCUGUGUUAUUGGUGGGAGUUUUGUAAAAAUGGAUGCUGUGUUAUUGAUGGGAGUUUUGUAAAAUGGAUGCUGUGUUAUUGGUGGGAGUUUUGUAAAAUGGAUGCUGUGUUAUUGAUGGGAGUUUUGUAAAAUGGAUGCUGUGUUAUUGAUGGGAGUUUUGUAAAAUGGAUGCUGUGUUAUUGGUGGUGAUUUUGUAAAAUGGAUGCUGUGUUACUGAAGUUUGUCAGACAAGCGAGGAUUAAUUAAAAAUGUUUAUUUUCUGAAUCCAGUGGUUCCAACAGUCAAUGCCCUGGCUAAAAUGUUCAGCACUCUGAAUACUGAACACAAGUGUUAUUGCGUGCUAGAACCCCACACUUCACCUAAGCAUAAUAUAUAUUUUAUGUGAUUUUAUUUAAUAUUUGUUGAAAAUGACCACUAUCAAUAAAUUGCCAGAUUCAUUCAUAGGUCAGUCUACAGUAAACUGGUGGAAUCAAUCGACAAGCCAAAACAAACUCUAUGCCAGGUCUUGAGAUUAAAUAAAUGAAUUCAAUAAGAAUGAAUGAAUGAAUGAAUGAACUUUAUUUAUAUAGCACCUUUCAUGCACUGAAUGCAGCUCAAAGUGCUGUACAAUUCAGCAGCAAAAGCAAAAACACCAAAAACACAACUUUAAAACCAUACACAUACACAAGAAGCAUUCAAUUAGCAUAAUGAACUGGAAUCCUACAUUGUUUACUGAAUGCAGGCUCACUACUUCUAAAUUGCAAAAAAAAAAAAAAAAAAUACAUCAACCAAAACAUUAAACAAUUUAUUUGAAAA